This is a messenger RNA of Bicyclus anynana (squinting bush brown), 4291 nucleotides long. RefSeq names its product juvenile hormone epoxide hydrolase. The transcript has 6 exons. Gene Ontology annotation, biological process: epoxide metabolic process. Bases 1760 to 3166 code for a protein of 468 amino acids. Gene Ontology annotation, molecular function: epoxide hydrolase activity. Lineage: Eukaryota; Metazoa; Arthropoda; Insecta; Lepidoptera; Nymphalidae. The record is from RefSeq and is a predicted model, not a curated record.
UAAGCAUACAGUGCAGCUUGUGUUAUGGGUCUUAGUACCCAUAACACAAGCUGCACAAUAGUUGAUAUUAUAAUAUAUAUAUAUUCAUAUACAUUUAUAUACUACAUAUAAAUACUUGUAUAAUGUAUAAAUACACACAGACACUGGAAAAAAGAAAAAACCUAUGUUCAUCACAGGAAUAUUUUCCAGUUGUGGGAAUCGAACCCACGGCCGUGGAUGCAGAAAGCAGGGUCACUAGCCACUGCGCCACGCGGCCGUCAAAUGUAUACUCGUGUAUUAUGUUCAUGCCAUAUGGCUAAUAUUAUUAUGUAUAUAUAUAUGUAUGUGCACUCACACAAUGUUAUGCAUUAACAAUGAAUAAGCCUCAAUAGCUAAACGGUAAAGCUGGUCGAAUUUUUCGCUAGAAGACCAUUGACUGAAACGACUAUCAGAGGGACUAGGCCCUCUGAUAGUCGUCAGUUUGAUACUAUGACGAUAGCGUUAGCGUAAACGUGAAUUUCUAAGGAAUUAAAACAGCGCUAUCUAGUGGCACUACUGCACAACUGUUUCAAUUCCAUAUAAAUUUGCGUUAACGUUAACGCGAUAGUAACAGUAUGAAAAUACUCACAAUAACGGUUGACGUAACAUUUGACAUGCACACAUGAUAAUCUCGUGAGCAACAUUCAAGUAUUUUGAUUUAGUACAGACUCGCAAACGCCCGCGACUUCGUCCGCGUGGAAUUCAGUUUUUCACAAAUCUCGCGGAAACCAUGGAUUUCUCCAGGAUGAAAAGUCGCCUAUGUGUUAAUCCAGAGUAAAAUCCAUUUCCAUUCCAAAUUUCAGCCAAAUCCUUAGACUAAAUACAUAAGGACUAGUAUCGCACACAAAUUCACGAACAAAAUUUUCUGCCAUUUUCUAAGGAAAACGAGCUUAGAUUUCAUACAUAUCUUAUACUAAACUAGCAGUUUUUGUUCGUUUUUUACACCAUUUAACUACACAAGAAGGUAUUUUUACGGAGGUUUUUAACCGACGGACACGAUUGUAAACUAUGAAACAUCGAUUCUAUAAAGACAGUGUUUAUAAUCGCAUAAGAUCGUUGAACAUAUACUUUGACAGAAAAAUAAUGUCUUGCGAGGCAGGUCUUUAUCUAAUUAGUCUGAGGCCAAAUCGCUUCAGUAACCGCGGCAUCAAAGGAGGAACAAACAUACACACUUACACACACACACACAUACACACAAACUUUCGCCUAUUAUAAUAUUAAUAUUAGUGUGAUGAAGGAACAACAUCGUGGGGAACCUGCAUACCAUACCUAAGAAUUUUCUUAAUUUUUUACUUGUGUGUAGUGAGCCGUGAUAGCCCAGUGGAUAUGACCUCUGCCUCCGAUUUCAUAUGGUGUGGGUUCGAAUCCGGUCCGAGGCAUGCACCUCCAACUUUUCAGUUGUGUGCAUUUUAAGAAAUUCAAUAUCACGUGUCUCAAACGGUGAAGGAAAAACAUCGUGAGGAAAACUGCAAACCAGAGAAUUUUCUUAAUUCUCUGGGUGUGUGAAGUCUGCCAAUCCGCAUUGGGCCAGCGUAGAGGACUAUUGGCCUAACACCUCUCAUUCUGAGAAAAGACUCGAGCUCAGCAGUAAGCCGAAUAUGGGUUGAUAAUGAUGAUGUGUGGACUGCCUAAGCCCUCUCAGUCUGAGAGGAGACUGGUGCUCAACAGUGAGCCAAUUAUGGGUUGUUAAUGACCAUUGAACAGUAUUUUAACAAGUUUUAAUUCUCUAUUGACCUUUCAGAUGUUCAAAAAAUUUGCGCUUUCAAUUGCAAUGGUAACUGUAUGCAUUGGAAUUAAAUACUCAUAUUACGUACUCCAGAGAGUUCCCCAACUACCGGAACUCGAUUUUGACAGAUGGUGGGGUGAAGGCAACAACCCAAAUCCAAAUCAAGAAGACAAGUCUAUUAGACCAUUCAAAAUUGUUUUCAAUAAUACGAUGAUAGACGACUUGAAAAGCAGAUUAAAGAAUCGACGCCCAUUCACUAGACCACUGGAGGGCAAGCAAUCCGAAUAUGGCAUUAACACAAUAUACUUAGAAGAAAAAAUAUUGAAAUAUUGGACGGAUCAGUACAACUUCACAGACAGAGCUGAGCAUCUUAACAUGUAUCCGCAUUUCAAAACAAAAAUUCAAGGACUGGACAUUCAUUACAUAAGAAUGAAGCCUGAAGCAAACAAUAGUAACAAGCGAGUACUCCCUUUGCUACUCGUGCAUGGAUGGCCAAGUUCCUCCAAGGAAUUUUAUAAGGUUAUACCUAUGCUCACAACUCCGAGGAGUGGAUAUGAUUUCGUUUUUGAAGUAAUCGCUGUAGAUUUACCAGGCUUUGGAUUUUCCGAGGGCACAAACAAACCAGGCCUAAGUGCUUUACAGAUGGGUAUAAUAUUGAGAAACCUGAUGAAACGGCUCGGUUUCAGUAAAUACUAUAUCCAGGCGGGCGACUGGGGCUCGCAGGCUGCUACCCAUCUAUCUACCGUCUUCCAAGAUGAAGUACUAGGAUUCCACUCAAAUAUCCCAGUGUCCUUAAGGCCAAUAAGUGUCAUCAAAUAUAUCAUUGGAUCACUGUUCCCCAGUUUAAUUGUAGAAGACAAAUACAGAAACAGAAUGUAUCCCAUAACAGAUUAUGUAACAUUUUUAUUGAAGGAGACUGGUUAUUUUCACUUGCAAACUACGAAACCGGAUACAAUAGGUGCUGCAUUGGCAGACACUCCAGCCGGUCUAGCUGCAUAUAUACUGGAGAAAAUUGGAGUUGGUAGCAAUUGGGACCAGCUGCAUACACCUCACGGAGGUUUGGAUGAGAUCAAUAUAGAUGAUUUGUUGGACACCGUCACUAUAAUGUGGGCAAACGAACGGAUUACAACGUCUAUGAGGAUAUACGCGGAAUCGGUGAUCGAUUGGCUAGAUGAUUUCAUUGUUGACAACAUCCCAACGUUUGUGCCGAUGGCUGCUAUAAAUUUUCGAUACGAAAUAAUAUAUCAACCUGAUUGGAUUCUACGUGACAAAUUUCCCAACCUUGUACACUCUACGAUUCACGACUUCGGAGGACAUUUUGCCGCAAUUCAAACACCCAAGGAGUUGGUCGAUGAUAUUUUUGAAUCUGUUGUCGCAUUCAUUAAGUUCCACGAAAGGAAUCGUAGUACACUAUCAAGAUAAAAUGAAAAUGAACUUUUUAUUAUUAAAGAUAUUACAAAGGUGUAUUACAAUUAAAUAGGUAUUUUAUUUUUUACCUUGCUUUGUUACAUAUUUAGACCAAUUACCAUAGGACCUGCAUCGCUAGACAUUACCCCUCUGUCAAAAGUAUAUGAUCACCUCAUGAUCACCUAAGGUCUUUGUACAAAAUGCGUCUAUGAAAUCGAUGUUUGUAUGUGUGUGUGUAUUAAUAACAAUAAUUUAUAAUUAUGUGUUGGACACAGGAUAUAUUUAUUGGUGUUAAAUAUUUUCGAUGUGUGAGUUUAUCCGUCCAUCUCAUAAAACGACAGACAAUUUUGUUGUUGAAUUUGAGUACGAUACAAGACUAACGUUUGUUGAUUGAAAGUUCCAAUUGGUGCAAUUAAAUUGGUUUGGUUCCAAUCUGAGGUUACAUGUAAUUAUCGUUGAUUUCAGCUUUAUUUAUAUGAUUGAUCUUUAUUAAUUAAAAAACUAAAGGACGCCUGCGACUUCAUGGGUCUAAAGUUUUUACAAAUCCUGAUAUAAAAUUUGUCUUUAUUUUGCUCAAUAACCUCCUCUAUCUUCUAGUGAAAGUCCUAAUUACCAUCGCUUCAGCAGUUCCAAAGAUUAGCCCGGAUAUACAGACAGACAGACAAAAAUCUUAAAAAAGCUUGAUUGAAUUUGGUAUAGUGUAAAUAGCAAUAAGUACUUCAGAAAACACAGUCAUCUUGAAAUCACUGACAGACACAUCAAUUAUGAAUUUGAAUUAUGUACCUAAUAUUUUUUAUUACUUCACAUCUUCCAAACCGCUUAAUGUUAUUAGGGUAUCGAUAGAUUCGUCUUGUUAACUCAAGUGUUCUUAGAUAGGUAAAUUAAAUAAAACAACAAGACGUGAUACUCCAGUGGAUAUGUUCGCUGUCUUCGAUUCGGAGUGCCAAGGUUCGAAUCCAGUCCGGGGCAUGCACCUCCAACUUCACAGUUAUAGUGUAUUUUAAGAAAUUGAAUAUCUCGUGUCUCAAACGGUGAAGUCAGCGUGGUGGAUUAGUCUAACCCCUCUCAUUCUGAGAGACUCGUGCUCACUCAGUAAGCCGUUGUUAAUGAUAAUAAUGAUUAAUUGAUUAAUAAAAUAAA